CUUAUGGCAAAGUAUUCCUAGUCAAAAAAAUUCGUGGAGGGGAUAAGGAGAGGUUAUAUGCCAUGAAAGUAUUGAAAAAAGCCAGCAUUGUACAGAAAACAAAGACCACAGAGCACACAAAGACGGAACGCCAGGUCUUAGAAGUCAUUCGCCAGUCACCAUUCCUGGUCACCCUUCACUAUGCAUUCCAAACAGAUGCCAAGCUUCACCUUAUACUUGACUAUGUGAAUGGAGGUGAGUUAUUUACUCAUCUGUACCAGCGUGAACAAUUCAGGGAACCAGAGGUGAAGAUCUACAUCGGAGAGAUAGUGCUGGCCUUGGAGACUCUGCAUAAGCUGGGCAUCAUCUACAGAGAUAUAAAGUUAGAGAAUAUUUUACUCGACAAGGACGGGCAUGUGGUUUUAACAGAUUUUGGACUGAGCAAGGAAUUUUUGCCUCAUGAAAAAAGCCAGAGAACUUACUCAUUUUGUGGCACUAUAGAGUAUAUGGCCCCUGAGGUGGUCAGAGGAGGAACUGUGGGACACAACUUUACGGUGGACUGGUGGUCACUAGGUGUCCUCACUUAUGAACUGUUAACAGGAGCCUCACCUUUUACAGUAGAUGGGGAGAAAAAUUCUCAAUCAGAAAUUUCAAAACGUAUACUGAAAUGUCAGCCACCAAUGCCAAGAGAGUUUUCUCCUGAAGUGAGAGAUUUUAUUCUGAAGCUUUUGACAAAAGAUCCCAAGAAACGGCUCGGUGCUGAUGGAAGUGAAGAUGUGAAGGCUCACCCAUUCUUCAAGAACAUCAAUUGGGAUGACCUAGCUAAUAAGUUGAUAGCAGCUCCAUUUAAACCUAAGAUCAAACACGAUGAGGACACUAGUAAUUUCUCUGAGGAAUUCACUACCAUGAUUCCAGCUGAUUCUCCUGCUGUGGUGCCAAUGGAUGCUGAGAAAAUAUUCAAGGGUUACUCCUAUGUUGCACCAUCAAUACUCUUUGGGCAGAAUGUCUUCACAGAGAAUUUCCUGAAGCCCAGUCUAGAGAAUAGACCACAAGACAAAGCAAUUGGCUUAGCUAGUCAGUUCAGGACUUCGCUGUUCUUCCAAAACUAUGACUUGGAUGUAACAAAUACCGGUUUGUUAGGUGAUGGAAGUUUCUCAGUCUGCAGGAAAUGCUAUUUAAAAAAGACCGGCACUGAGAGAGCAGUUAAAAUAAUAAGUCGCAGGAUGGAUGCUAGCAGGGAGAUCAACCUACUGAAAUUAUGCCAGGGACAUCCCAAUAUAGUAGAACUGCAUGAUGUUUUCCAGGAUGAGUUACAUACUUACCUAGUUCUAGACUACCUCAGGGGCGGAGAGCUACUGGAGAGGAUCAAGAAGAAAGAUAGAUUUACGGAAACGGAAGCUAGUCAAAUAAUGAGGAAAGUGGUGUCUGCUGUGCAGUUUAUGCACUCUAAAGGGGUUGUCCACAGAGAUCUCAAGCCUGAGAACUUGCUUUUCCAAGAUGAAAGUGAGCUUGCGAAUAUCAAAAUUGUUGACUUUGGCUUUGCACGAUUGAAGCCAGAGAAUCAGACAAUGAUGACGCCUUGUUUCACUCUCCAUUAUGCUGCACCUGAAGUGCUGAAGACGACAUCCAAUAAUAACAAUGGAAGUGGUUAUGAUGAAUCUUGUGACCUCUGGAGUUUAGGAGUUAUUCUUUACACUAUGCUGUCAGGCAAGGCUCCAUUUCAAACUGACAGCAAAGAUGAAAGGGCAGCAAGUAUAAUGCACAAAAUAAAGGAAGGUGAAUUUACAUUUUCUGGGCAAGAGUGGAAUAUGGUGUCAGAGGAGGCAAAGAAACUAAUAAAAGGCCUCCUAACUGUAGACCCAAGGCGACGUAUCUCAAUGCGCGAGUUGAUUCGCAGUAAGUGGCUGAGAGGCAAUGAUGACAAGAUAUUCUCAGAAACUCCACUGAUGACACCAGAUAUUCUUACCUUGUCCAGUGGCCACAUUAAUUUCCAGCUUCAUGCAACCAUGGAUGCUUUCCACAUGGCAGCCAGGGAGGGUUUCCGGCUCCAGGAUGUGGCAAAGGCGCCCCUGGCACAGAGAAGGAAACUUAAGAAGAGUUCUAAUGAUGCUAGGAGCAGUUCCAGUGACAGUUCUGCCUCUUUGGGCUCUCUGACACCCACCAAACAUUUGUGUCAGUCCCCGGCAAGACAAUCCCCUGUCAGGCAGUCCCCAGUUAGGAACCUGUCCAAUACUUCUAACACCUCAAACAGUUCAAAUGCUAGUACUUGCAGCACAGGCUUUGUGCCAUUGAAAAACUUCACAUCUAAUCCACCAACAAAUCUUGAAAGUUCAGGGAUAUUUAGCUUCAGGGAAGCCAGGAUAGCAGCUCUAAUGCCUGAUGCUGUCACUGCUGUUGACACAUCAACAGAAAACAAUAGAGGGCAGGUAGCAUCAAAAAAUAAACACAAAGUAGAUGGCCCCACAAGGACUUCUCCAAGAGGAACCAAGAGGAAGAUUGAUCUUACAGGGAAUGGAUAUGCAGGUAAUGCAGAAUCCAUAGUGACAGAGCAUGUUUUGACGGGCUCAAAUACGGAUGGAGAAUCCGCCACAAAAAGGCAAAAAAGAUCUGAAACCAUCAUUCUAGACAGUGAUGAUGAAUGAUCCUUUAUAACUCACAGUGUCACAAAUAUAUAUAUUUGCAAUACAACAGAGGGUCACAUGCCAAAGAGUCCUUGUCACUCUUAACCACAAGGGCUGAAGGUAACCCCUCAGGAAAGAAAAUUCUGUUCAUUUGGUAGUCAGUCACUGGUGGUGAAAUAGAUAAAUUGACAGGGAACUAAAUAACAGGUUUUAUUAAGCAUUAGCUGUGAUGAAAAAUAAGACGUAAGCACUUAAGUUAGGAAGCUUCUUCAGCUGGGACCAUAGGUGCUAGAAUUAAAGUCCAGUAUAGUUAUUUAUGCUUGGAGACUGGAAUAUUUGUACAUACAGAGUUGCAGCUACAAUGGCAUUGAUUAAUAAUGUCAUUUUAGUGAGUGAAUUUUUUGAAGUAAUGGUUUUGUAUAGGUUAAGUUAACUCAAAUGUGAUCACAAAGCUUUCAUCCCUAUAAAAGAGACUGCAUCAUUCAUCUCCUCAUUAUUUGUUUAUGAUGAUAAUGUGCCAGCUUUUAGAAAUUAGCAUAAGAUUGUUAUGGUUUAUAAAUAUUAUCUCCCAUAGGUUUUUAUGUGGACAACAUCUUAUUCAUUUCUGGUUUUGGGUUAUUGUUAUUAUAUGAAUGAAUUUUUAUACUUCAUAUGUAAUUUGUAUAAUGGAAUGGGCGGAGUUAAUAUAGAUUAUAUGAGAAAUCACUUGACUAUUUUGAAUUAAUGCUUAUUGUAUUCAAUCACUCAUUUUUCUCCUGCUGUUGUAUUACAUGCUCUCUCUUUUAUUUUUAUCUUUUUUAAAGAAGACUAGAAAUGCUAAAAAGGUAUGUUUUCAGCUUUGCAUGAGACUGCUUUGUAUUUUUAUUGCAGUUUGGCCUUCAUAACACUUCUCAGGUUUUUGAUCUAAAACAUGGUCAACCACAGAGUAAGAUUGUCAUUACCUGGUGUCAAGUUUUUUUUCCUUUGAAUCUGUACAUACUGUGACCUGAACCUAGUAUGGCCAGUAUGUAAGCAUUAACAGUAAAUUUCUCUCUCCUCCUUUGCAGCAAUCUGUUUCAUUUUUAGUUGUUUUUUUUUACAUAAAUGACACAACAUCUAACUUUCUUUUCCUGUUUUUAGGGUUAUGAGCAGCCUUAUAAAAGAUUGAUUUUUCACUUCAUGAUGUUGAUACUUGAUUGCAAUCUGCUCAUCCUACAGGUGUCUUUAUUUGGGACUACUGUUCACUGCAGUGGCUGCUAUGCUUUGGAUAACAAUAAAAGAUAACAAAGCAGAGUGCUGCAAUCAGGACAUCUUCCUGAAGCCAAAACUAUAUAUUCUUUUUCAGUCUGACUGAAAUUUUGGUUUUAAGGCUUUGGCUCAGUUAGAGUGACAUUGUAGCAGCUAGUCAAAUGUUAGCUACAUAAAUAUUAGAUAGAUCUAGGGAUUAUUUUCAGUUGCUGAAAGACAUGUUUUAAAAACAAUUUUUCAUCAUCUAGUUUUAACAAAUUGGUUUUAUUUUCUGUGUUUCUAAUUUAAUUUAAUGGAGUUGAGAAAAGAAGAUAUGUUACCUCAUAGGCAAGACCUAGAUGUGUCACAUAUCAAAUAAUAAGAUAUUUCUUUAAUUUGUUUUAGCUUUUAAAAAGCUUCAUAUUUCAUUUACCUGUUAGCUUAUUGAGUAGUCAAGUGGGGUAGUUGUCUGACUAGUUUGAUUGGAGCUGAGGCUUUAGUUUUGAUUAUGUAAAAUUUCAAAACUGUGAUUAAUGGGAUAUUUCAUGCCAGGUUUUCAUUAUUAAAACCACUAAAACUGUUCAGUAUUUAAUAUUUCUUGAUGGAUAUUGACCAAAAAAUCACUUAUUUUUCAUUUUACUUGCAGAAAGUGUGAAAUGAGUAGUUUAGGCAUUGGUUUCAGUUCUCUCUAUUCGCUAUAGCCCAGACAAGAUUUUAUGUCGCAAAGGUUUUUUUCUUAUUAUUAUUGUGUGAAAGUCUUUUAUAUGCUGUUAUAAUGUACAUAGAUUAGGUAGAUCAAUUAGUCCACUGGGCUGAUCAACAUUGUGCUGUGUGCAUAUUAUUGUUAAAGAGAAUUUCAGCAUGGUAAAUACAUGGAACAGAUUUAUGAAGUAGAUUGUGUUAUACAUACCAUAUUACACUGUUGAUACAUGAUUAUGUAUAUUUAUAGAUAUAGAGGUUUAUCUAGAGAAUGUAUUUGGGUAACUGUAAAUAGAAAAAUGUGGAGUGUGAAUGGAUCAGGGUUAUAGAGUUGAGGUCAUUGCUUGUUCCUUCCCCCUCCCUCCUCCCAGAACCCCUCCAUAAGGAGUAUUGUUUUUGUUCUUAAAAAGAGGAAGGAGCGGAAUGGGGCAUUUCCUCGCUCUCUCUCUCUUUUAAAUCCCAGUAUAGUGAGUUUUGAGUGACUAUUUUAUUAGAUGUAAUUUUUUAACAUGUAUUUAAAAGUGUGUGAUUACUAUUAUCACUUGUAUGUGCAAUAAGGAUGAGGAAUGGAGGUCAUAUUUUGCUUGCUUUAAUUAUUUUGUGUCCUGGUUUGUGGUAACAUUAGGUGAAGAACAAAGAAAAUUGGUGACUUUAAGGCAGUUUAAUUUCUUCAAAAUAUGGAUAUUGGUUGUUUUAUUACUUCCUUUAUGCUUUUGUGUGCAAUAUUGUGUUUGCUUCAAAAUAGUUUGUGAAAUGCUAACACUUGAGAAAUUUAUUUAAUUUGUUUCAAAUCCCAGCUAAUAUCAUAAUGAAAGGGACCUCAUGAAAUAUUUUUCUUGAAAAAUAAUUCAGCUAUACAUAUGUAUUUCACAGACAAGUAAAAGGGUGGUAUGUGCAGUCUAUACAAUUUCACCUAAGGCAAAAUUGUGAAGUCUGUAUCAGAAAAUCGGUUAUAUUACGAAAAAGAAAAAAAAGAGAGACGUACCUUUGAGACAUAUGUGCAGGGUAUUUAAAAAGAAAAUGAAAUUAUGAUUACAGUGAAAGUCACAUAUACUGCUUUACAUAAGUGAUGAGAAAAAUACUUGGUAAUUAGCAAAGAUGUUAGUCUUAAAAGUUCAUGAAAUGCCAUUUUUUCCCUUUGCCAUCCUAAAAAUGGUUAUUAUUACUCAGCAGGAUUUUGUCAAGAUUGAAGAAAAGAUUGAAAACAAUUUGGAGUGCAAGCCUAUUGUUACCUAGAUCAGGCAGUUUCAUGCAAUUUCUGUUUCACUAUCCUUUUGAUAUCGAAAGUCUUGAAA
This is a messenger RNA of Lingula anatina, 5800 nucleotides long. Its product is annotated as ribosomal protein S6 kinase alpha-5. The record is from RefSeq and is a predicted model, not a curated record. NCBI's taxonomy places the organism in Eukaryota, Metazoa, Brachiopoda, Lingulata, Lingulida, Lingulidae. Gene Ontology annotation, molecular function: ATP binding; magnesium ion binding; protein serine/threonine kinase activity. Gene Ontology annotation, biological process: protein phosphorylation; intracellular signal transduction.